Molecule: messenger RNA, 2778 nt
Organism: Lineus longissimus
Lineage: Eukaryota; Metazoa; Nemertea; Pilidiophora; Heteronemertea; Lineidae
Product: synaptogenesis protein syg-2-like
Exons: 11
Coding region: 70-1968 (632 amino acids)
Molecular function (GO): protein binding
Source: RefSeq, a predicted model, not a curated record
ACAUUUUUUCGCUCGGGGAGGAAAAUAACAACCAGCAUUAUUGUCUGCUGAGGAUUUAUUUCUCACAAUAUGUUGAUUCUUUCUACAGGAACCAGGUGCUCUCUAGCAAUUGUAGCGAUCUUCGUUUGUGCAGUCAGCGGUCAAUUCACAUUUACCGGGUUCCCAACUGCCCUGAAGGACAGCAGACACACAGUAACCUGCAGCUACCCGGGCGCUACCAGUUACACGUGGAGAUUCCGCGGAGGAACAUACAUGUAUUACGGGGCAGCAUAUACAUUCACUACUGAUGGCGCUAAACAUGACGGUGUGUGGGAAUGUGAUGCAGUCGUCAACGGAGUCAAGAAAACUGGGAAGAUAAAUCUGCUGCUAUAUUGUGAUGGAGUAUAUGUAACCGGUGCAACAACUACAAACCCUUCCAUUGGAGACCCCAUAGAACUGAGCUGUAAAGUCCUCAAUCCUUCAGGAAGUCAGGUGCAGUGGUUACUGACCAUCCCAGGCGCCAAUGAGAAGGGUAUUGCUGCAGUUACCAGAUCAAGAUGUGAAUAUUACCAUGCAGAAAAUGACAACAUAAAGUUUGCUCCAUCAACAACUUGUGCAACAUCGACGACCAAUCAUUUCUUCACACUUAACAUUACAAAAGUGAGCUCGGCACAUGUAGGAUACUGGACAUGUUAUGACUUCGGGGAAAGAGGUUGUUACAGCAAGCCUGUGAGAAUAGCUAUAGCAAAGCCCCCGAAAGAUCCCCCAACCCUGACCGGCUUUAACAAUCCAAUCGUUGGGCAUGACCACAAUCUAACGUGCGAUGCCUGGCAACCGGACGUCCGUCCACUGACCUACACCUGGUACAAAGAUGGUGUACAGGUAUCGUAUGGGAAUACAUCAACAUGGCGGCUGCAACCGGUAAAGAGGGAAUCCGCCGGCAGAUACAAAUGUGAAGGUGUUGACAAGGUGAAGAAUCUGAAGGUUGAGGCCGAGGACACUCUUAUCGUUUAUUAUGUACCAAAGUGGGACCCAACAGUUGUGUAUGAGGCGGAAACGCUUGCAGUGAUCGGUGGAAGCGUCAACUUUACAUUGGCUAUCUUAGUCUAUCCUUUACCAACCUCAAUCGAGCUGUAUAAAUUGAAGGGCAACACAGUGACAAAUGUCAAGUGCGUCAUAACGAAGUUGAGCGACACCACGUGGAUUUUGACUAUUCCUUCAGUUGAGGAAGAGGACUAUGGAUUUUACAAAGCAAACGUCACCAAUGCGGCUGGAAGGGCUAUCUUCACGUUCAAUUUAACGAGACCUCACAUCCCCGAUGCGCCAUCUAAUCUGAAGAUACGUGUAACGGGCACUUAUGACGUGAUAGUGACCUAUACAUCUGGCUCUGAUGGCGGAGCACCACAAACCUUCACCAUUGAGUACAAUGUCAUGGACAGACAUCCCCAAGUCAUCCAGGGAAUCGAAGACCCGAAGAACACGAGAACCGUCACUUACACCAUACGUCACCUAUUGGCAGGCACGACAUACUACAUCAAAGUGAAAGCUGUCAACGAGGUUGGUGUGAGCAAGUUCACUGAAACAGCAAAGAUAAAGACAAGUGGAAUUGCACUUACCGCAGGGGAAAUAGCCGGUGCCGUCGUCUCCGUCAUCCUCUUUGUUGUACUCAUGGCUGUUGUUAUUGUUGUCGUGAUGCAGAGAAGGAACGUCGCCUGUUGCGCAGGGCAAGCUGAUACCCGCGCGCCGGACUUGAGCCUCGCCGUGGCAAACUCAGUCGGUGGAGAUGCAGCGAAUGGAACUAACCCGGCAUUCGAAGGCGAGACAGAGCCAGUAUAUGUCAAUCAACCACAGCCAGGCAGAGCUCCCGAUUCAGUGGUUUAUGAAGACAUGUCAACACCUUACAAUCCAUACGAAGGACUAAACAUGACAGCAAGAGCUGAGGAGGACCAGCAGUACGAGUCACUGAAGAUUGAAAAUACAAAAGUCUAGUCAAUCCAUCCAAGUCGGAUCUUCUCUCAAAAAAAUAUUCUAACAGUGCUUCGAAGGAAAUGCUUCUAUCCCAUGGCGCCGGGCAAGACGCCCAUCAGAAGUAUUGUAUUUUUAGCAAAAGGGAAAUAACGACUCUUUUGUUUGGAGACAAAAUAAUAAUUUUUACUAAUUUACAAGAGAGAUGAUCCCCCAGCGAAGACUUUCACAAUGGCGCUUCUUAGUUGCCAUGGUUCUACAAGUGAUAGCCUCCGCAUAAACCUUAAAAAUACGGAUCAUUUUAAGCGAAUCAUACUAUCCAAGUUGAAAUUGAAAGAUUUCUGUAAUAAUGUCAUCUUAGAUUUUCUUAAACAAUUGUUGUAUCAAAUGUACAUGCACAUGUAGAGAAAACUGAAUACGAUAUUAACUAAAGACUGUCGUUAUUAAUGGGAACCUUAUCUGGAUUUUAACAGAGAGCACUACGCAUUUUUAUCGAUUUGGGAAGGCUAUUGCUUCAAUUUAUGUAUUCUGCUCUCACUUGACCAAAAAAUGUUGUCCUUUAGACAAAUGUAUUUUUGAUGGAUGUAAAUGGGUCUAUCUUGUUCUAAAUACUAUCUUCUUUGGGUCCAUGGUCUGGAUUUCAAUCUGCAGCCGGCUUUUCUAUGAUUUCAUGAGGCUGGUAUUUGUGUGUCAUUUAGAACAGGUCAUCUAUCCUCCAGCAAAGCCGCAAUAUGUUUUUCAUUCCAUCUGCCGCACGUGAUUGUUCAAUUACCAUGACAUAAAACUGUGUAUUCAGCAAAAACUGUAAACUGUAAUUAAACAUUAUAAACAGGC